UCCGGAAGUUGCAAAUUUCGUAAAAGGUUGUGAAGAAAACUAAGGAAGAUGCAUCCGGAUUUGUCCCCUCACCUUCACACAGAAGAAUGUAACUUCAUCAUUAGGGCAUUCAGAAGUUGUCAGGACCAGCAUGGUGUCCUGAAAUAUGUUGGUUACUGUGAUCCUUUGUUUUCAGAAGUACAGAAAUGUUUGAAGAAGGAGAGAAUAAAUCGUAGAAUAGAAAGCAUGGAAAAUGACAAAAUGAAGAUGAGAGAAUACAGAGCUAGAAUGGCUAAGGGAGAAGCAUAGUCACCAGGGGAUGUUGAAAGUCUGUGAUUACAUGUGAUAAGUGGGUAGAUGUAUGCUUGUGUUACAAAAGACUGAGAGGAAAAUGAAAGUGUGUUAUCUACUCAUGACAGUAUUACAUAGACUGAAAAGCUCAGAAUAACAGAGGAAAGAAUUCCAUUAUUGGUUAUGCAGUGAGUACAGCAUGUGAUAUGUGUGUAAUGAGUAAGUUCAGAGUCAAAAGAUUAUAAAUGUGUUCAUGGAUUAUCUGUAAUUGGAAGGAAAGAGUAUUAAUGGCUCUAUACUUUUAUUUGUUGUGGACAAGUUUGUCAAUUUUAGGAGCAAGGAAUAAGGUCAAUGAUCAUGGCUAUGAGUGUGUGUGGGAGGAACUUAUUGAACUUUUUUUAAAAAUAUACUUAUUGAUUUUUGACGUUUUUAGAUAUCCACUGUGUGACUGUUAAAUCUCAUAAUUUAUUAAAUAUGCAUAGAAUCAUAGGCGCUUGGUUACAGGGGUGUAUUUUGUGUAUUAUGUGUUUUUCUAUGUGUGCCUGAAUACCCUCAUUAAAAUAAAAAUAAAAAUUCGCCGAAAUUAGCACGUUU
This is a messenger RNA of Saccostrea cuccullata (small rock oyster), 864 nucleotides long. RefSeq names its product COX assembly mitochondrial protein 2 homolog. The transcript has 4 exons. Gene Ontology annotation, cellular component: mitochondrion. NCBI's taxonomy places the organism in Eukaryota, Metazoa, Mollusca, Bivalvia, Ostreida, Ostreidae. The record is from RefSeq and is a predicted model, not a curated record. The coding region runs from base 49 to 288 and encodes 79 amino acids.